AUGGUAUGCCAAUGUUUGUUGGCCUCAUUAGGCUGGGGUUUACUACUCUACGUACUGUAUCGCCUGGCCACGGUACUCUACAACAUCAUUUAUCCGUUUUUCCUUGCAACACCGAUCAACUUAAGGAAGGCUGCUGGCGCAAAAUGGGCUGUUGUAACUGGAAGCACUGAUGGCAUCGGAAAAGCAUACGCGCUGGAACUGGCACAGAAUGGUUUUGCGAUUGUUCUGGUAUCGCGCACACAAAGCAAACUGGACGAUGUGAAGGAGGAAAUUGAAAAACUCUAUGGUGUUGAGGUCAAAACGAUUGCUUUUGAUUUCACAAAUGGAAAUGUUGACGACUAUGAAAAAAUACUGUUAUCGGAGCUUAAACAACUAGAUGUUGGCGUGUUAGUGAACAAUGUCGGUAUGAGCUUCAGUUAUCCAGAUGUUAUCCAUCAAGUUGAGGAUGGUCUCGAAAGACUGGCAAAUAUUGACGUUGUUAACACUCUUCCAGCAACACUGCUUUCGGCUGCCUUACUGCCUCAGAUGGUUGAACGAAAUAGGGGCAUUAUUGUGAACAUAUCUUCUGCUGCUGCAUACAGUCCCGUUGGCAUGCUAAGUGUUUAUUCCGCGUCAAAGAAAUAUAUUACAUGGUUGUCGAGUAUUUUACAAAAGGAAUAUGCAGACACGAAGAUAAUCAUUCAGACGGUGUGCCCAAUGCUUGUUGCCACCAAAAUGUCCAAGGUGACUUAUUUCAACUUUGGAAAACUGAGACAGCCGUAAUU
Gongylonema pulchrum is the source of this 764-nucleotide messenger RNA. NCBI's taxonomy places the organism in Eukaryota, Metazoa, Nematoda, Chromadorea, Rhabditida, Gongylonematidae. The record is from the annotation of a GenBank genome assembly.